Colletotrichum orchidophilum is the source of this 180-nucleotide messenger RNA. RefSeq lists its product as uncharacterized. The annotation marks the transcript as partial. The transcript has a single exon. The record is from RefSeq and is a predicted model, not a curated record. NCBI's taxonomy places the organism in Eukaryota, Fungi, Ascomycota, Sordariomycetes, Glomerellales, Glomerellaceae.
AGUCUCCUAAACUACUUAAUAUAUUUAUAUAUUAUAUCUAGUCUUUCCGCAGUUAUUAUAUUACCGCCCGCACGAUUUAACCCCUUCUAUACGAAUAUCCUCUUAACAUAUAUUUUCGCCUUUAAUAUUAAUAACCCCCUUUUUUACUUAGAUUACCUCAGCCUUAGCAGCAUUAAAUAA